AUGAAAAGAGAAGCUGUUCAUGUACUUGUAAAUGAUGAGAUAGAAAAUGAUAAAAUCGAAAAAACCAAAGAAGAUAUACUUUUAGAAUAUUUGAGAGAUAAUAAUAUAAAAUCAUGUAAUUUUUUGAAUAGUAUAUGGAUAUAUUAUUAUUAUAAUAAUAUAAAAACUCUUACUAAGAAAAUCAAGGAGUUACAAAAUGAGAAGAAUAAUAAAAUAGAUUUACAAAAGUAUUUGCUAACCUUAAGCAUAAAUAUUAAUGAGGCCAUUACCUAUUUUGAGGAGAUUUUGAUACAUGUUAUGAAAGCAUAUGAUCAGAAAAAAUAUGAUUACGUUUUGUAUAUGAUUAGAGUUACAUCUAUAACAAAUAAGUAUGCAAAUUAUUUGAAAAAAUAUGAGGGAAAAUAUAUAUAUAGAAGUCUAAGUAAUGAUACAUAUGAAUAUGAUAAUUAUGUGAAUAAUAUUAUAGAUAAAUUUCAUGCAGAAGAAAAGAAAAGAAGGAACAAUGAAAAGGAAAAGGAAACAAGUAGGAUGGAAGAAAUAAAGAAUGUAGAUAUUAUAAACAAAAUACAGGACAGAAAUAGAACCAAACGAACAUGUAGUAAUAAUAAUAUGGAGGAGGAAUACGUUCAUUUAUACAAGAAUUUGGAAUUGUGUAGAAUAUGUGUUAGUAGCAUAUUUAAAAUCUUUGGAGAUUUGUUUAGAUAUAAAUAUUAUUUUUUUGAAGAAAGUAAGAAAGUGAAUGAAAUAAAAGCAUGUAUAAAUUAUUACAAUUCUUUAAAUUAUUAUGGAUAUAACGGUUAUUUAUUUAACCAGAUAUGUCUAUUAUAUGUUAAUUAUAAUCCUAUAAAAUGUAUGUUCUUUUAUUUUUUAUCUAUUAUAUCGCAUAAACCUUCUAUGAAUAGAGAUACGAUAGUUAUGUUUAUGGAAAGCAUAUUAAAUGAAAGAAAAAGGAUGAGUAGAUUCAUGGAAGAUUCAAAGAGAUAUAAAGAUGGAAAUAUAUGUAACAAGAAUAUAAAUGAAAAAUCGAGUACCUUCAUUAGUAACAAGAGGAAUGAAUAUAAUAAAAGUGAUUAUUUUGAUAGUAAUCGACUUGGUAGUAAAUAUAUAUAUCGUAUGAAUGGACAUCAUCAUCAUAAUAAUAAUAAUAAUUAUUAUUAUUAUAAUGAAAAGGAAUAUGAUUGUCAUCAUAGAUAUAAUAGAGAAUAUACUUAUUAUGAUAAUUAUUAUAAUUAUUAUUAUGCAAUACGUAAAUCAAGAUAUGGGUAUCAAAGUUACAGGAAUAAUCAUAAAAUCAACCCAAGUAAUUUUAUUAAUUCCUCCUUUGCAGACAUCAAAAGGGAUAAUGAAAUGUCAUGUAAUAAUAGACGCAGUAGUACUAAUAGUACCAGUAGUAAUAAUAAGAAGUAUAGUAAUGUGAAUAGAUAUAUGAAAAGUUAUGAUUACCUACAUAGAAAGGAAAAUUCUGAAUAUUCCCAUGUUAAAAAUAGAGAAGAAAAUAUUUAUUUAUGCUAUAAGGAUUGUAAAAAUAAAAUAAAAAAAAUGUUUCUAAAGGAAAAAAAAAAAUAUAUUCAAAAUGAAAAAGAAAAGAAUGAUGAAGAUGUAGUAAUAGAAUCAAAAAGUGAAAAGAAUGAAGAAUUACUUAAUGAAGUUGAUAAAGAUGUCGAAAAAAAAAUAGACGAUGAUAACAAAAAGAAUAACAUCAUUUCAAAAACUAAUAAUAUGAAUAACCAUGAUAAUACAAUAGAAAUGAAACUCAAUGAAACAAUAAUAAAUUUUUAUAUUAGUUAUUUUAAGAUUAUAAAAUUAUUAUUUUCAAAAAUAGAUAUGAACAAAUUUGAAAAGAAAAAAAAUAAAUUUAUAUAUUAUACAAAUAAAUAUUUAAGAAUUCAAUAUUAUAAUAAUAAAGAAGAUAAAUUAAUGUUAAAAAAUAUAAUCUUAAUAAUUUUUACACUCUUGAGUAUGAUAGUAUAUAUUAUUAUAAAUCAUUAUGAAAAUAAAAGAAAUACAAUUGGUUUCUUUUUUUAUGGAAAUAUUAAUAUAAGGAAAUAUAUAUAUAAAAAUGAACAGAUCUAUUUUUCAUUUGUAUUAAUUCAUGAUAUAUUAUUAUCAUGUAAAUAUUUUUAUGAACAUUUUUAUUCAAAUUACUUAUCCGUUUUUAUAUAUACAUUAUAUUGGUUAAAAAACGAGCACAAUCUUUUUAAUUAUCAUAUGGAUAUAUUAAAUGAAGAAGAUGAUAAGGAAAAAAAUUCUUUAAUUAAUCAAUAUCAUGAAGAUUAUAAAAAAAAAAAAACUGUAUAUCUGAUUACACCCAAAGUAAAAGGGAAUAUUAAAAUGAAGGGUAAUUUCCAUGACUCUAAGGACAAUACUUUAAAUUGCAUUUCCAAUGAUAAUAAAAAGUCAGGUGAUAAAAAUGAUGUACACGCUACAAAUUCGGCGAGUAUGAAUAAUAUGUAUGAUGAUAUCAAUAGGUUAGAUAAAAAUAAAGAUAUUAUCAAAAGUAUAAAAGAAUUGUUAUGUAGCUUAAAUGUGAAGGAGGACAUACAAGUGGAUAAUUCUUAUUUGCAUUUUAAAUUGAAGGAAGAUUUUUAUAUUCAUCCGUUUUUAAGCGUGUUACAAUUUAAGAAAAUGGACAAUGCAAAAAAUGAGCAGGCUGAAAAAUGUAAAGAUGUAAAAUGUGAAGAUGUAAAAUGUGAAGAUGUAAAAUGUAAAGAUGUAAAAUGUAAAGAUGUAAAAUGUAAAGAUGUAAAAUGUGAAGAUGUAAAAUGUAAAGAUGUAAAAUGUGAAGAUGUAAAAUUUAAGGAUGCAAAAUAUAAGGAGGAUACAAAAUAUAUGGAGGAUAAAAUAAAGGUAAAUGUAAAAAACGGCAUACAUUUCAAUGUUGAAAAAAAUAAAAACAAUUCAUCUGUUUCUUCUGCUGAAGAAUAUUCUCUUGAAGAUUCAAAUGAUGAUGAUGAUAUUGUUGUUUUAAAAAAUCCUUUAUUUGAAAAACCAGAUGAUAAGUUACCUGAAAGUAUAAUAGACUAUAAAAUGAUGAGACUAAAUAAAAAAUUAGAUUCUUUUAAUAAUUUAUAUGAUAAGUGUAUAGAACCUAUAAGUACUAAUAAUUCAGAUAUAACAAAAAAAGGGAAUGAUUUGUCGGAGAUGGAUACUGAAGAUAACAAAUUAAAAGAUUUAAAUUCAUCAAUAUAUGUUGAUGAGAAUAUAGAGAAAGAGUCAUCUCUAAUAUCAGAUAAAAAGGAGGAUUGUAUAGAGACAGCAGAAUAUAUUAUAGCUACAAAAAAUAUUGAUUAUGAUAUAGAACUUGAGAAAAAGAUAAAAAUUUCCAGAUACCUUUCUUUAGUUGACGAUGUAAUAAAAAAAAACAAAAUGGAUACAAAUAAAAAUAUAAAUGAAGAUAUACGUUAUAAUAUUUUUUUUGAAAGUUUAUAUAUUAAAUGUGUUGAAAUUGAGGAAGAAAAUAUCAAACUUAAAAAUGUAAAGAUGGAAUAUGAGAACAAAAAUGUUAGUUAUAAUAUACAUAAUAAUGAUAAUAUAGAGGAUUGCAUAAAUAUAGAUAAAAAAGAAGAGAUACUUAAUACUAAUAAUUUUUGCGAUAAUAAAAGAUUCAGUUUUACUAAGAUAAAAAAGAUAGAUGAUAAUAUUCCUAUGGAAGAUGUAGAAAAUACAUAUGCUGCUUUAUAUGAAAAUAUUAUUAAAAGAAAAAGUACUGAACAAGUUAAUGUAUCAUAUAAGGGGAAAGAUAUUAUGCAUGAUAAUAAGGACAGUCAUAACGAGAAGCCUAUAAAUAAGGACACCAAAUGUAUUAUUUUCAAUACCUCAAGUAUUACAACUAUGAAUAGUAUAAAGAAUGAAGAAGAGAGGGAGAUGGAUAUGUUUAAGAAGGGAUAUGAACAGAAUAAUGAUUAUAAUAAAUUAAUAGAAAAUAAUGAAGUAAAGAAAAUGAAAGGUGAUAAGAUCAAAGAUUAUGAUAUGAAGAAUACAUUUAAUUAUAAAUAUAAGGAAACAGAUUCUUUAGAAAAUUCAAACAACAUUUGUGUAAUUAAAAGCAUUAUGAUAAAUAAAAAUAAUAAUAUGGUGGAUGACAAACAAUGUUUAAAUAAUAAUAAAAAUGUAUGUAAUCAUUCUGUAGACAAUGUAGAAAAUAUAACCUGUGUUAAUAAAAAAGAUGUAAUCAUACAUCCUAAUAUUAUUGAAGGUAAUCAUGUAAACCAAUUAGGUGUGUAUAAGGAUGAUGAUUUUUAUGAAGGUUCUGAUAAUAAUAAAUAUAAAAAUGUGAAUAAAACAAAUGAUAAUAUUGAUAAUACAAAUAAAUUUGAUAUAAUGGAAAAUAGGAAUGUUAUGGAUGCAUCUCUAAAUGAUGAUUUGCAAAUGUUAAGCAAAUCUUUUAAUGUUAAAUCGAAUGGAAUAUUAAAUAAAAGAGAAGUUGAUAAUACUGAUUUGACAUUCAUGGGUGAAAAUUGUUUCAUGAAAGAAAAGUGUAUGGAACAUGAAUACGACAGCAACAAAAAAAAUAAUGACAACAGCAAAAAAAAUAAUGACAAUAAUAAUAAUGAGAAUAAAUAUGAUGUGAAUAAUUUAUCGAUGCGUAAAAAUAUAAAUGUUACAAAGGGGAUGUUAGAAGACUCUUUUGAAAAGUAUGACUUUUUGAAAAAUGACAAAGACACAAAUAAAUCCUUAAAUAAUAAUUAUAAUAAUUGGAGUGAGCCACCUUUGCGUAAUAACAAUUCUUUAUUUGAUUAUAAUAAUACUUAUAGGGAACAAUCCAAUGUACUUUAUAAAAAUCUUAAUUAUCAAGAUAGCGAUAUUAUUAAUCAUCAUAAAGAAACGAAUAAAAAUCAUAUUAUAUCUGCUAACGAUGUUUUAAAUAGAGCAUUAUAUCUAAAGAGUGCAGAAAGACAUAAUUUAUAUCUAUUGUUAAAAAAGGAAAAACAAAAAAUUAUAUUAAUUGACGGAAAAAAUAUUGGAACUAGGUAUCAAAAUAAUUAUAUAAAAUAUUUUGAUGUCUUGAGAAUAAAGCAUGCUUUAGAAUAUUAUAAAAAAAAAGAAUAUAAUGUAAAAAUUAUUAUUCCAAAGGAAUAUAUAUUAUUAGAGAAGACAAAAAGAUAUAUGAAUAAAAGUAUAUCAUCCUGCAACGCCACCACCACCACCACCACCAACAACAACAACAACAACAACAAUAAUAAUAAUAAUAAUAAUAAUAGUAGUAGUAGUAGUAGUUAUUGUGAUGUGUAUAAAAAUAUAAAUACUAACGUUUAUAAUAAUGUAUAUAACAAUGUGUAUAAUAACGUGUUUAAUAAUGUUCAUAAUAAUAUACAUAAUAAUAUAUAUAACAAUACAUAUCAAAAUAAUAAUAGUUAUGAAUAUAAUAAUAUCUAUCCUAAUAAUAAUUAUAACCAUAUGGAUUCUAGUAAAAGUCCUAAUGAUCAUGGUGAUAUAUGUAAUUACCAUCAUUGUAAUUAUCAUCAUUCAAGUGAGGGAUACCCUCAAUCUUUUGAGUUUGCUUUAAAGAAAGAAGAUUUAUUAUAUUUACAACAUUUAAAUAUUUUAGGUUAUUUAAUAAUAGAACCAAUCGAAAAUUAUUAUCAUUCUUGUAUUGAACACAUUAUCAAAUCUAAUUCUUGUUUAGUAACAAAUAUAUCUAUAUCUCAAUUGGAUAGUGGCUUUCAUCAUUUGCAUAUUACAUCUAAAACACUCUCCUCUUAUUUUAUAUCCUAUACAUUCCUAGGGGAUGAAUUUUUACCUAACCCUAAUUUUAAUUGGCCUUCAUAA
Messenger RNA from Plasmodium falciparum 3D7, 5769 nucleotides. Its product is annotated as putative tetratricopeptide repeat protein. NCBI's taxonomy places the organism in Eukaryota, Apicomplexa, Aconoidasida, Haemosporida, Plasmodiidae. The record is from RefSeq and is a predicted model, not a curated record.